GUUUCCCUUGUCGGCCCGCAAUAAUCAAGUGGAGGAAUAAAUAACAAUUGAUAGGAGAUCAAGAGGUAAAUAUUAAAUAGGCCCCCUGGUCUCCUCUUCUUCUUGACUUUGUGAGAUCGUCAUCCGGUUGGUGUGCUCGCCCGUACGUAUACUUAUAAUAUCUAUUUAUCUGCUUCCUCUGCUCUCUCUCUCUCUCCCUUCAUCUUUCCGGUCGCGCCGCGAAUACGGACCUCCUCUUCUUGCCUGUCAUUCUGCUGGGCUAACACAGAGAGAUACUUAGGAGCUCCAAUCAUCAUGUCGAAGGCUCAAUCCUUGAGCGCUCAAUGCGAAGAUAUCCUUGCAUCUAUCAAGGAAUUCGAGAAAACAGACCAGACGGACCGCGCACAACGGUUGAGGCUGGUGCAGUCUCUCAACAAGCUCACGCAUCGCUUGAAGGAUCCUAAGGAGGCUAUAUUCGAUCAUUUCACCAACUUCGUUGAAACAUGCAAUCUGCGUGGUCUCUUGGAGCUUCGUGUGCCGGAAAACAUUCCUCGAGAGGGAAGCAUCUCCGCAAAGGAGCUAGCAGCCAAAGUCAAGGCCGAUGAAGCACUCAUUGUACGUCUAAUGCGCAUUACCACUGUAACGGGAAUAUUCGACAUGGUCGGUCCGGAUGAAUACGCGCAUACUCCUUUCUCCCUGGCAUACCUGGACGGGCACGAAGUGGACUUCUUCAAGCUCAUGUGCGAUGAGAUUUUGGUGAAUACAUCCAGACUCCCGGAGUAUUUCAGAGAGGUCGGUGGCAAGGAUACGACAAGCAUGACGAGCAAUCCCUUUACAUGGGGUAACGGGCAAGAUGGCAAGACGUUUUUCGAGAUUAUUUCCCAGGAUCCAAGGCGCAUCAAGCAGUUUGAUGUUGCCAUGUCGACUCAGGAUUUCGUCCUUCCCGUCCUGGGCAUGUAUCCUUUCGGUACAGAGCUGGCCAAUGUGCCCGACAGGGAGACACGACCGUUGAUUGUGGAUAUUGGUGGUGGCAGAGGGCAGUCAUUGUUGCAGAUCAAAAAUGAAUGGCCGGAGUUGCAAGGAAAAUUCAUCAUCCAGGACCGCCCACUAGUUUUGGACUCUUACCCGGAACUUCCAGGCAUCGAGAAGAUGGCACAUGACUUUUUCACUCCACAGCCGGUUAAACAUGCUCAUGCUUACUAUAUCCGCCGCUGCUUUCACAACUGGACGGACGCUCAUUGCCUGAACAUCCUCCAGCAGAUAGUCCCUGCCAUGGCGCCUGAUUCACGAGUCCUGAUAGGAGAAAUGGUGGUCCCCGAGUACGGAAGUGAACGACCAGGCGGAGUGGAGGAUAUGGCCCCGUACUGGAUGGAUCAUGCCAUGUUCACCUUUGGAGGCCGAGAGCGAACCGAGACGGAUUGGAAGAAGAUGUUCGCAAGCGCUGGGUUGAAGCUGGUGAAGAUCUGGCGUAGCCAGGCAGGAAGCCAGACAAUUCUUGAGGCUAGACUGGUGGCAUGAUCUUGGUGGCCAGUGCAGGACUGCCUAAUGACUGUAUGAUCUUAGAAUGUGUCAAUAUACGAUUUGUGACCUUUGCCCCUUUCCGUCCACUCGGCGAGGAUAUCGCAUGUACCUCACGAGAUCUCAAGAUGACCAAAUUGGCGACGUCGAAUGGGGCGUGAGCCUGUGCAAAUCCCUAUGAUAGACGAUCAGAUGAGGCUUGCUUGCGGCUGAGGCUCGCCAUGACCGCUAGCUGAAACUAUAUCACGCCUUCCCUUCUGCUCUGGUUCCCUUCCCGAGGUAUCCUCCUAUACUCGGUUCUCGAUGAGACCUCAAAAGUCCUAAGCGCCAUGUCAGCAUUGUUGUCCAUGUUAUUAACCAAAAUAAUUGCUCUGCUCUGGGAGCUAUU
This is a messenger RNA of Paecilomyces variotii, 1885 nucleotides long. Its product is annotated as O-methyltransferase. The record is from RefSeq and is a predicted model, not a curated record. NCBI's taxonomy places the organism in Eukaryota, Fungi, Ascomycota, Eurotiomycetes, Eurotiales, Thermoascaceae. The transcript has 6 exons. Gene Ontology annotation, molecular function: O-methyltransferase activity. Bases 295 to 1497 code for a protein of 400 amino acids.